AUGUCGUGUAAAGGGCGACAGUUAGAUGGACAGUUCCUGGCACAUGCAGGCCCCCACUUGUUACUACCACAGUGUCCACCUCCAACUUCACUGGUCACUGGUACUGUGAAGGAUAAACGGAUGUCAGCAGAAAACAGCAACAAUUCGACUUGCACAGAAGGCCAGAAAUGUUCACGAUGUGGCUCAGAUGGCAAGUGCCAAAGUGAGUGUUUUGAUGGAUAUUAUGGCUCACACUGUAACCACAGAUGUAGCCAAGGAUGCUUAAACAGUACGUGUACGUUAAACACACAAAGUGGUGUCAGUAAGUGCUCUCAUGGAUGUCAGUUAGGGUUGUUUGGUCGAAGCUGUAGGGUACCCUGUAUAACUUCUUCACCUGGAUGUAAGAGAUGUGCAUCUAGAUGCGUUGGAUCUUAUUGCGUGCAAAAUGACAGCUGCUGGGGAAACUGUGUCGAUUCUUACUUUGGUUCCCAGUGUAAAUCAUGUUCUAACCAAUGUGAACUCUGUAACUACACGACAGGAGAAUGCCAAAGGUGUGCGGCCGGUUACACUGGAGGAAAGUGUGAGCAUGUGUGUAACAACUGUUCAGGACAUUGUACAACGGCACAAUGUACUACAUGUUUAACAGGGUAUUAUGGGCAACUCUGUGGUGACACAUGUAGUAUAAAUUGUGAUGUGUAUUCCAAUUCUACGAGUAGUCCUCCCAUACAAUGUGACAAAACGUCGGGGGAAUGUAAAUAUGGAUGUAAACGCGGCUGGUACGGUGAAAAAUGUAAUGAAGCAUGCAACAGUGGAUGUUAUCACCGUGAAUGUGACCAGAAGGGUGAGUGUAAACAUGGCUGUGUACUGGGCUAUUAUGGCCCGGGGUGCAUCCAUUGUCACCCAGGAUGUCAUGGAACGUGCGACACCCACAGCGGACACUGCGCUGAUGGAUGCAAGAAGGGAUACUACGGUUGGAACUGUAGCUUACACUGUGGAUCAUGUGUGACGAGUGUGUGCGAACAACAGACGGGAUUGUGUGUGGUUGGAUGUAAUUCCAUCUAUGACAAUGACUGUGACAAACUGUGCAAGGAGAACUGUUCUACGUCUGACAUAUGCCAGACAUCCAAGUGGUGCAGUGAUGCAAUAACUUCCUCGACAACAGAAUCAGAUCUUGAUACAAAAGUGUCUGUUGAACCUAACUACAUAUUGGACGUGGGAAUCAUCCUGGCUGUUCUGCUACUGAUUGUUGUUAUCCUAUUGCUGUUGCUUCUUCUGCGUAAAGCACCACAGUUUUGUCCACGGAGAAUAUUGUCCAACGGAAACGACCCAGAACACGCUGUGGCUGUUGAGGAAAUGCGUCAUAUGGAUACACGAUAUGAACCGCUGCAUCGGUACUGGGACAUAAACUAUAGUGACAUGCACAGAAACACGGCUGCGUCCCCUGAUGCUUCCCAAUCCCCUGUACACCCGUGUGAAGGUAUACAUAACGCAUCUGACGAAAAUGAAAGGGACACAGAUGUUGAACCUGACAUCGAUGGACCUCGAAACGAUAGUGAGAAAGAAUCAAGAGCAGUUGACAUUUAUGAACGAUAUUUGUCUCCUUGUAUGCCUGAACCUCUUUCGUAGUAUGUGAGUGCAUUGAUGCUAAAUGUUGUACAUAUGCACAGGGAUAUAUAAAACAGUUCCAUUUUUCUCAGCUAAGCAUCCCUUAAACCAGCUGUAGAUGUGGUUCAGUAGUUUUGAGACAUCACCUACUUACAAUCUGAAGACGUCCCUAUACACGAUGUUAGUUUAAGAGAUAGCUGAGAACAAGAAAGAAGUGGGCAAAGGUCACAUGACCCCGUUAUCCCCGCUGGUCAACAACAAAUAGUAAAUAGUUUGUAAAUAAAUGAAAUAUACCUGUUGCUUUAAGUCAGAGGAACUGCCCUUUCCUUUGUAACCCCAUGAGGAUGCAAUAUGUUUGAAGUGAACACAUGUUUUUGCAAAUAUAUUUCAAUCUAGUGGGAUAAUCAAUGCUUAGCACAACAUACAUUCUUGAUGUUUCUUAAUGUGUCCAUGGAAACGGCAAAAAUUAAAAAAUUAAAAAUCUUCAAACUAGCAAAAGGCACAAGUACUCAUUGUGGUAAAUGGGUGUAGCACGUUUGGUGA
This is a messenger RNA of Haliotis rufescens (red abalone), 2127 nucleotides long. RefSeq names its product cell death abnormality protein 1-like. Gene Ontology annotation, molecular function: scavenger receptor activity. The coding region runs from base 1 to 1605 and encodes 534 amino acids. NCBI's taxonomy places the organism in Eukaryota, Metazoa, Mollusca, Gastropoda, Lepetellida, Haliotidae. The transcript has 4 exons. The record is from RefSeq and is a predicted model, not a curated record.